CUAGUGCAGAGCUCGAGCGCAUAGAGGAGACAGCAAGCCAGCGAGCAGCGCGAACAAGGUCCAUCCAUCCAGCCAGCCAGUCAUCCAGUCAGCCCCCUCUGCAGAGCGCACACACACACGCACGCACGCACUCACUCACACAAACGCGUUCGAGUCAGUCCCACGGUGUUCGUGGAGUCCAGAGCAGCUGGGAUAGAAGGGGAAGAGGUAAAGCAGAGGGCGAGUGGAGAGGGAUAAAGGAGUAUAUUUGACUCGACGAUGUUGGACUGGGAUAUUUCUACCGCUGCGGUGGAAUGGAGACCGGCAACACAAUGAGCGCUAUUGGAUUACAGUGAUUCUGCGGCUCUAUCCUUCUCGGCGGUUUGUGAAGUUGAGUCGGGAUUAAUUUUCUAUACCCCGAGAAGGAAAGAAGGGCCGAAGGAAAAAAGGAAUAAAGCGUCUUCGGUGGUUUGAUUAUUACACGGAUUCGAGUUCCACGGGGGGGGGGGUGAACCGGCUGGGCUGUUGCAAUGUCACCUCACCCUGCUGUUCAAGAGCUGUGUGGAAAGGAGAUGUUGGGAUGAAGUUGCUCAGUAUGUCAGUGGGCAGGGCUUUGACUCUGGCCCUCCCAUCAUUCCUGGGUUUCCUGGUCAGCUUGACCUCGGUAACGAUAAGGGAGGUUGAAGGUCAGAAGGUCCCCAUCCUCAACAUCGCCGUGAUCCUUGGCCGCACGCGUUACAUCUCCGAUCGAGAUAUCCGGGCGCUCUGGAGCAAGGAGGACCCCAUCGAUGUCAACGUGGUCACCCUGCUGGUCAAUGAGACGGACCCCAAGAGCAUCAUUACCCACGUGUGUGACCUGAUGUCGGGAACCAAGAUCCAUGGCGUGGUGUUCGGAGACGGCACGGACCAGGAGGCCAUCGCUCAGAUAUUGGAUUUUAUUUCCUCUCAAACACUCAUCCCCAUUCUGGGAAUCCACGGGGGAUCCUCCAUGAUUAUGGCUGACAAGGAUGACAAGUCAACGUUCUUCCAGUUCGGUGCGUCCAUCCAGCAGGAGGCGCUGUUGAUGUUGAACAUCAUGGAGGAGUAUGACUGGCAUAUCUUCUCCAUUGUCACCUCCAAGUUCCCCGGAUACCAGGAGUUCAUUAACAUCCUCAAGAGCACUGUCGACAACAGUUUUGUGGGCUGGGACCUCCAGCACAUCAUAACGUUGGAUGCCGUGGAGGAGGACAGCAAGAGCCAGAUCAUGCUGAAGAAGGUCCAGUCUCCGGUGGUCCUGCUGUACUGUUCCAAGGACGAGGCUGUCUUCAUCCUGGAGGAGGCCCGCUCACUCGGCCUCACUGGGUUCGGCUACAUCUGGAUCGUCUCCAGCCUGACGUCCGGCAACACUGACGCCACCGUCCCUGAGGAGUUCCCGUCCGGCAUGGUGUCGGUGUCCUCCGAGGACUGGGACUACCCCCUGGAGGCACGGGUCCGCGAUGGGCUGGGCAUCAUCACCACGGCGGCAGCUGCCAUGUUGGAGGAGUACGGGGAGAUCCCAGAGGCCAGGACCUCCUGCUACGCCGCCCAGACCGACAAACCCUCAAAGACUCCGCCCCUCGCACUGCACAAAUACAUGAAGAAUGUAACUUGGGAGGGCAGAGACUUGUCCUUCACAGAGGAUGGUUACCAAGAGAAUCCCAAGCUGGUGGUUAUCGUUCUAAAUAAGGAACGCGAGUGGGAGAAGAUGGGUCGUCUUGACAACCGCAGUCUGACGUUGAAGUACCAUGUGUGGCCCCGGUUCAACUCGUUUGGCGAUGCUGAGACCGACGACAACCAUCUGUCCAUAGUAACGCUGGAGGAGAAACCAUUCGUCAUCGUUGAAGAUGUUGAGAGGCUCACGGGGACGUGCAUGAGGAACUCUGUCCCCUGCAGGAAGCACAUUAAAGACAACACCACGGAGGCGGGCGGGACGUACAUAAAAAAAUGCUGUAAGGGUUUCUGCAUUGACAUCCUGAAGAAGAUUGCAAAGUACGUGAAAUUCACCUACGAUCUCUACCUGGUUACCAACGGUAAACACGGGAAGAAGAUCAACAAUGUGUGGAACGGGAUGGUGGGAGAGGUGGUCUAUAAGAAAGCUGUCAUGGCCGUCGGCUCUCUGACGAUCAAUGAAGAGCGUUCUGAGGUCAUCGAUUUCUCCGUCCCGUUCGUGGAAACCGGAAUUAGCGUCAUGGUUUCCCGUAGCAACGGAACAGUGUCCCCGUCCGCCUUCCUUGAGCCCUUCAGUGCCUCAGUGUGGGUGAUGAUGUUUGUGAUGCUGUUACUGGUCACAGCCAUGGCUGUCUUUAUGUUCGAAUACAUCAGUCCUCUGGGCUUCAACAGGAACCUGGCACAGGGCAGAGACCCCCACGGCCCAUCGUUCACCAUGGGCAAGGCGGUGUGGCUGCUCUGGGGUCUGGUGUUCAACAACUCUGUGCCAGUUCAGAACCCCAAAGGCACCACCAGUAAGUUCAUCGUGUCGGUCUGGGCCUUCUUCGCCGUCAUCUUCCUGGCCUCGUACACUGCCAACCUGGCUGCCUUCAUGAUCCAGGAGGAGUUUGUGGACCAAGUUACCGGGCUCUCGGACAACAAGUUCCAGAACCCAUACGCGUACUCCCCUCCGUUUCGUUUCGGGACGGUCCCCAACGGUUCCACAGAGAGGAACAUUAGGAAGAAUUAUCCUGACAUGCACGAGUACCUGGUCAAGUACCACCAGACCGGGGUGCAGGACGCUCUGGUCAGCCUGAAGACGGGUAAACUGGAUGCGUUCAUCUACGAUGCGGCUGUGCUGAACUACGCGGCGGGCAGGGACGAGGGCUGUAAGCUGGUGACCAUUGGCAGCGGGUACAUCUUUGCCACCACAGGCUAUGGCAUCGCGCUGCAGAAGGGCUCUUACUGGAAACGCCAGGUGGACCUGGCCAUACUGGCCAUCAUUGGAGACGGUGAGAUGGAGGAGCUGGAGGCUCAGUGGCUGACGGGGAUCUGUCACAACGAGAAGAACGAGGUGAUGUCCAGUCAGCUGGACAUAGACAACAUGGCUGGUGUGUUCUACAUGCUGGCUACCGCAAUGGGACUGUCUCUCAUCACCUUCAUAUCUGAACACCUGUUCUACUGGAGGCUGAGAUACUGUUUCACUGGAGUCUGUACUGGAACACCAGGUCUCCUGUUCUCUAUUAGCAGGGGCAUCUGGAGUUGUAUCCACGGCGUCCACAUCGACAUGAAGAAGAAGUCGGACCUGGACUUCAGUCCUCAAGCCAACAUGCUGAAGCUCAUCAAGUCGGCCAAGCAGAUGACCAACAUGUCCAACAUGUCCACAUCCAGGAUCAACUCCCCAAAGCGCGCAGCCGAAUUCAUGCACUCAGCUGGGCCCAUGAUCAUGGACAUGAUGGCGGAGAAAGGAAACUUCAUCUACGCUGACAACCGGAGCUAUGCCCCUAAAGACGUGGUCUAUGGGGACCCGGGGGACCUCCAGGCCUACCUGGCCAACCGGCAUAAGGACCACCUUAACAACUACAUGUUCCAAGGCGGCCAGCAUCCCCUGACCCUCAACGAGUCCAACCCCAACACGGUGGAGGUAGCAGUGAGUGCAGACGCUGCCCAGACCAACGCCAAGCCCAAGGGCCUAUGGAAGAAAUCCGUGGACACCCUGCGGCAGGGCCCAGGGACCAUGGCUCCCGACAUGCUGUCCCCGGACCCCCGCAUCUCCAUGAAGACCCAGCGCUACCUUCCGGAAGACGCGGCCCACUCAGACAUCUCCGACUGCUCCAGUCGAGGAGCCGGCUCCUACAAGGACCCCGAGAACAACAAGCACCUGAAGAACAAGGAGGGAUUAAAAAAAAGACAGUUGCCAUCGAAAUACCCAAGGGAUUGCAGCGAGGUAGAGCUGUCCUACUUAAAGACUAAGCAGAGCAGCGGAGUGGGGCCGGGAGGCGGGGUGGGGCUACCAGGACAGGGGAAGAUAUACACCAUUGACUCAGACAGGGAGCUCAGUCUCCAUUCCGACCCUUUGCACUAUCGAGAGAGCCGAGGCCUGGCAGCUGACGAUCUUGACUACCCGGAGAUCUACUCAGACCACAACGAUAACUACAGGAAGUGCCAGGACCAACCAAUCAUACACCUCAACUCUUCCCCGCUGCACCACACGGACGCCGACCUGCUGCCUGACUCCGCCUACUCCAAACACUACGGCUUGAAGGACAAGAGCCUGACCCUGUCUCCCCAUGAGACCAAUGACCGUUACAAGCAGACCCACUGCCGCUCCUGCCUGUCGAAAUUCCCCACCAGCUACACCCCAAGCCACUACACACCCACCAACACUGCUUCAGCCGCUGCAGCUCGCUCCCCCUACAACCGCUGCGAGGCCUGUCUACACACCGCCAACCUCUACGACAUCAGCGAGGACCAGAUGCUCCAGGACGCAAUGCUCAUCAAUCCCAGCGUGCACCAGGAUGAGAUGUUCGGCCACUAUUGGCCUCAGACGGACGGCCCGCACGUCCAGAAGAGGAACCGGCUGCGUCUGUCCCGCCAGCACUCCUUCGACAACAUCAUGCUGGAGAAGCCUAAGGAGGCGGACCUGGGGCGACCCGCACGCUCCGUGAGCCUCAGAGACAAGGACCGCUGCUUCCCGGAAGACUCUCCUUACGCUAACCUCUUCAGUGUCCGUCAGGCAGACAAAGCGUUCGGCUCUAAGUCCAUGCUGUUCAACCUGGAGGAGAGUAAGCGGAGCAAGUCGUUGUAUCCUGACCAUGGAUCCGACAACCCCUUCAUGGCGGCUUCGCUGAGGGACGACACGCGCCUUGUCCACGGGCGCAGUUCUUCCGACAUUUACAAACAGCUGGGAGGAGGGCUCAAAACACCAUCAUCGCAACGCAACGAGAACAAUCUGAGGUCCUCUGUCAAGUCCACGGCUUCCUACUGCUCCCGGGAUGGGGGCCGGAUAGCAGCCAAUGACAUGUACAUUACUGAGCAUGUGAUGCCUUACGUAGCCAAUAAGACAAGUGCAUACUCAGCUGCCCCCCGGGGGGUGCUAAACUCCGCUCAGUUCAGCAAUAGACGGGUUUAUAAGAAGAUCCCCAGUCUGGAGUCAGACGUUUAACUCUGAUUCUAACUAUUAUUAUUCUGGUUAUUAUGAAGCCUCUUCUUUGUUGUACUAUAGUUUCAAACUAUCUACUACCCACUUAAGAUGCCAUAGCCACACUUCUUCUUCUACAUCUUAAGCCACAAUAAGUACCAGAGAAGAUCUAGCACUCUCUUUACAGAUCUCAUAUUGUUCCGUAGCAAGGCGUUCAGCCGCUUGGUCACAGGGUUUCCCAGGGGAUCGUUGAUAGGAUUCAGGGACGAGCAGGGAGGACGGAAGAUAGAAUCACCACAGAGAAUGGAUGAGGGAUGAGGAAGUGUAGGGAAAGAAGCGGCCGGGAGAGAGGUAAGGGGGAUCCGGAGCUCGGUUGUGUCGUUUGCUCCUGCCAACCUCCCACCCUCUGCCUACAUUUCCUCUUGUCCUCCCUCACUCCUCCCGUGGCAGUCUUGUCUAAGCUAACGUGCGGCUCUGUGACGCGGCAGGAAGGGAAGACAUGGUGGCCACAUGGACGGACAAGGAGGUUGGAGGGAGCCGCAACUGUAGCCCAACCGAGGGCGAGGGGAGGAGGAGCAGGGGGAGGACAGACAGGUUGACAGAUGGUAGGUAGUUUGAUGUGGAGGCCAAAACUACUAGGGUGGCUGGAGGGAGCUAGCUAGCCGCUUCGCCUCUUACUAUGACAAAUAUGGUCACCGGCAUAUCUGGCAGGGAGAGUGAGAGACAAAUAGAGGGAGGAGGGGGAGAGGAGAGAGGAAGGGGGACACAGGAAGAGAGAGGGGGAGGUUGGAGUGGUGGGGUUAGUGAGGACAGAAGAGGUUAAUGUGGCUGGGUGAGAGAUAAUGCUGGGCGAUGUUGGCCUGACAGAAGGAAUGUUGUCAGGCUAGGAAUGACUACUUCGGGGCUAGAAAGGACUGUUGUUGGGCUAGGAAGGACUACUUUGGGGCUAGGAAAGACUGUUGUUGGGCUAGGAAGAACUACUUUUGGGCUAGGAAUGACUGUUGUUGGCCUAGGAAGAACUGUGUUUGUCCCAGAAUGCAUGUGAGGCUACGAGAGUGCUAGUUCAGAAACGGCGAUGGGAGUUGUAGUUUAUGAACCAUGGGAGUUGUAGUUAAUAAACUAUGUUUACAGGCGGACAGAAAACCUGCAGAAGAGUGAUUAUGGGUAUUUAAUUUGUGGCACUACUGCACAUAGAAAAUAUAGCAAUCUUGCUUUUUAUUCUCUUAAACUAUAAGAUUUUGAAUGGAUCCUGGCACUCGGAUCCUCCUAUUUAUAACGUUAGUGUUUAGCUUAUUUGGUAGCACAGUAACCAUAGUAAUCAUUAGUUUAAACCCUCUACCUUCCCGUCUUUGCAGCGAAGCAGCAUAAUGUUUUGAGGUUCCGGUCAGUCAGGAUUAGUAGAUUAUUUUGCAUGUGUUAUUUUCAGGUCAUGGCCUGGAGCCAGAAGAGAUCCCGCCGUAUUUUACACUACGUUAACUAAGGCGAUUUUGUCUUGCUGACUAUGAAGUGGAUUAAACUAACCUGUGCAACUCGACUUGGCCUGAGCCUAGUAACACUCCGCCCUGUAGAGGGCAGCAGAGGGCGAGGGACCAAUGGGUGCCACGAACACUCGUCGCCACACGCCGCCCGCUCUCACGCUCGCCACAAGGACAGAGCGGGCGUUUUGUUCCUCUUCGUCUUUUCUCCCUCAGAAACAGGGUACCCACGGAUUGUCAUGACAACAUUGUACACAAUGACUUUUUUUGUAAUUGAACUUUUGUGCGUAUGUAAAGGAGGUCAUUCUCCUGUCUGUCUCCCUGCCCUCACCCCACCCAACCCACACCCAGACAGGAGAGGACUGGAUGUCUGCUGAGAAACCUCUGGGUGCAUGUGUGUGUGUGACUGUGGAAGGGAGGUGGGGUCCAUAAUCAUCACUGUGUGUGUGUGUGUGUGAGUGUUUGUGUGUGUGUGGAGUCAGCCUGUUUGGUAUGAGCAUGUUAAACCUUGGGUAAGCUUGAAGUCUAUCACACAUUUUUGUUCUCUUCUCUUGUGACCAUUUUCACCUAAAUCAACCCCCCCAUGCAAACACACACAAACAUACACAAACACACACAAACAUACACACGAUAGUAUGUAGCAUUGGAGUGUAGAAAAUGCAUCAACCCUUUGGGGGCCCUCAUUAACCUUUCGAUGGAUUGGACCACAAAGCCAAAUUGUAUCAAACAAGAUACCUCAGGAUGGUUUUGUGUGUUUGCUUUUUAUUGUAGUGACGCAAAACAAUGCCACAACAUCACGACACCAUUCAACAACACCACAACAUCGCAACAUCAUAUAACAACACCAGAACAAUGUACUACAACACCACAAGACCUUACAACACCACAACAUCACAGCUCUGUACAACAACACAACAAUGCCAUACAACAACACCAUAACACCACACAUCAACACCACAACACCACACAUCAACACCACAACAUCACAGCUCUGUACAACAACACAACAAUGCCAUACAACAACACCACACAUCAACACCACAACAUCACAGCUCUGUAAAACAUCACAACAAUGCCAUACAACAACAACACAACACCACACAACAACACCACACAACACCCGAGAUUGGUGAAGUGUAGCAGCUCAUAGCCUGACACCUAAGCUUACAUUUUUACUCUUCCUCUUGUUCACAUGUUUACUAGUCCAAGGUCUUCCAGAGCCGUUUUCUGCUACCUGUUAAGACAGAUAGGGAGAGAUAGAGAGCUGGAUAGCUGGAGAGGCACGGAGGCAGAGAGGCGGAGAGGCAGAGAGGCAGAGAGGUGGGCUUUGAAUUGAGUAUCAACCACCGUUCCUCAGAUGGAAUUACAUACGGAUGAUGACGAGGAUGAUGUGUCUGUCGUUUCCACAUUCUUUAGAACAGAAAUCUGAACAUAUUUGAAUUUUCUUUCUUUCUCUCUCCCACUGUAUCUGUCUCUCCCACUGUCCGCCUCUGUCUCUCUCUCUCUGUCUCUCCCA
Molecule: messenger RNA, 8056 nt
Organism: Esox lucius (northern pike)
Lineage: Eukaryota; Metazoa; Chordata; Actinopteri; Esociformes; Esocidae
Gene: grin2aa
Product: glutamate receptor, ionotropic, N-methyl D-aspartate 2A, a
Exons: 14
Coding region: 560-5089 (1509 amino acids)
Biological process (GO): excitatory postsynaptic potential; monoatomic ion transport; synaptic transmission, glutamatergic
Cellular component (GO): NMDA selective glutamate receptor complex; postsynaptic membrane; plasma membrane
Molecular function (GO): transmitter-gated monoatomic ion channel activity involved in regulation of postsynaptic membrane potential; NMDA glutamate receptor activity
Source: RefSeq, a predicted model, not a curated record